AUGUAUUUGGCUACACCACGGUCUGAGCGAGCAAGGCCAGAAGCUAUAUCCAUCUGCUGUCGAGCCUUCACGGAAGUCCAGAAGGACACCUUCGCCGCUUUUGAAAGAAUGGAUACUACUCCGAGCAUCUCCUACAAUCAACACCUAAUCCUCUGCUCCUCGCUGUUCGUUUUUACAAAACUCGACCGGGCCUCUGGGAAUUCCCUCCUACAGAUGGCGGGCGAUCACAAAAUCAGUUCUUCGCCAUUGCCUGCUCAAGAUGCAUUGCACAUGAGGGCGAAAAUGGACCCAGCGGGUUUCAUAUCCGCCACUUCCUCUACCUUAUGUGAUUUGGCAAAGGUCAUGUACUGGCUCAAUGUUGCUGUCGUGCUGUUAGCGAAUAUCCUUGGGUUUGCCGGACAAGAUUUCGCCUGGAAGAUGUCCCAGGUAGCUGGUCUAUUGAACGAGACGACGUUUGGAUUCCUUGUCGAGAUAAUUCCGUUCAUUGUGCCCAUUCUGAAGCACGAGACAUCCGUCCCUCGAGAGAGCAGCGAUGAAAACAAUCUCAUCCCUAUCAUCCAAGCCCCGAUUCUCGGGAGCAUCUUGACGAACUUGUUACUUUGCCUUCUUCGGCAAUGGACUACUUUUAGUUGCUGCCUUCGGACUCUUGAUCCCAAGUACCUUAGACUCUGCCCUCAAGUCCGAGACAAUUUCCAACCUCCCUGGGAUCUAGUCAGACAAUCUCGAUUGCUCUCAUUGUUGCAUUUAUACUUCACGUCUGGGCCUCUGGCGAUUACAGUGAUUUACCGGGAGCUAUUACUAGCAAAAGCGAUAUGUGGCUGGUGGUACGGCUGGACGUCCUAUAGGGGUGCCUUUACCAGCAGAAGCUCUGCGCGUAUUACAGGCAUCUUCGAUGAGGUCAUUGAGAUAGACGAGCAACGCGACGCUGACCGUAAAGGGGAUAUGGAGAAGCCCAAGUUCACCUUGACUGGAUCUAUAAUCGUCCUAUUCAUAUCAUGGUACUACGUUCCGGACCAAUCCUCAGGACUCAAACUGCUCCCUCUGUACAUGAUUGACAACUACAUAGACAUGAGGUCAUCACGUUACACUCUACCAUUGCCUGGCUCCUUCCAUCCAUGCGGCUCUCCUCAACGGGCCACGGUCGUUUUGGUUGAACGGGCUCUGGAGAACCCCAUGGAUCUCGACUGUCGGACAUUAAUGAUAGCUCUUCUCGUCCUAUCAAUUCUCGUCUGCGCGGUCGCUGAACGAUUCAGGUUUGUCAACGCCACAAUCAGUAUUGCGGCACUUCAAGAACUCCAACAGCUGUUGCGGAAAGGCCAAGUAGCUUGGAUUAAAGUUUGUUGA
Colletotrichum lupini is the source of this 1344-nucleotide messenger RNA. Its product is annotated as calcium/proton exchanger. The coding region runs from base 1 to 1344 and encodes 447 amino acids. NCBI's taxonomy places the organism in Eukaryota, Fungi, Ascomycota, Sordariomycetes, Glomerellales, Glomerellaceae. The transcript is spliced from 14 exons. The record is from RefSeq and is a predicted model, not a curated record.